Cucurbita pepo subsp. pepo (vegetable marrow) is the source of this 735-nucleotide messenger RNA. RefSeq names its product Pollen Ole e 1 allergen and extensin family protein (gene MOP10). Gene Ontology annotation, cellular component: cell periphery. Gene Ontology annotation, biological process: unidimensional cell growth; root hair elongation. Lineage: Eukaryota; Viridiplantae; Streptophyta; Magnoliopsida; Cucurbitales; Cucurbitaceae. The record is from RefSeq and is a predicted model, not a curated record.
AUGGCAGCCAAAAGCCUCCUCUCCCUCUCCCUCCUCCUCCUCCUCCUCCACAUCGCCGCCGCAAACCCACCCCGACCCACCCCCAAGCCAGUGGCUAUCGCCGUGGAGGGCAUGGUGUACUGCCAAAACUGCCAGAAAAUCGGAAGCUGGUCGCUGACAGGCGCGAAGCCGAUCGCCGGUGCUAAAAUCAGCGUGAUUUGCAAGAAUCACAACAACCAAGUGAGCUUCUACAAGGUGUACGAAACCAACAAAUAUGGGUAUUUUUACGCCGAGUUAGUGGGCUACAAAAUGCCCCACCCGGUUCUUGACCACCCGCUCCAAGCCUGCAAAGUCAAGCCCAUUUCUUCUCCUCUGCCCGACUGUGACCUUCUCACCAAUCUCAACUACGGCAUUGCCGGAGCGCCGCUCCGAUACGACAAGAAGUUCGUCGUCGGCCCCAAGUACCGGGCGGCGGUUUACUCCGCCGGGCCGUUGGCUUUCCACCCUGAAAAAUGUCUCUAGACAUUAUUAGGACAUUAAAUUGUCCGUCCAACGAAUUAAACCUCUCUGUGUUCUGUUUUGAUUGGUUGUGUUUCUUUUGUUCCUUUUUAUUGGGGUUUUGGAGUUUAUUUGAUGCUAAAUGUAAUUGCAAUUUGAUGUCCUUCUAACCCGAUCAUCGGGGAAUGAGAAUAUAAUGCUAAUAUUUUAUUCUUUUUUUUUUUUUUUAUCAAUAAUAUAAAAAUUAUGAUUUAUUUA